UCCAAAAAGGGGAGAAGGAAGAGUGAGUAGAGCUGCUCAGUGCCACACUACUCAAAGUGCACUCAAACAGCAGGACUUCCCCCGGCUACAGAGGGAGACACAGAGAGGCCGGAGGGGGACGGGACUCAGGGCAAUCAGCCGACAUGGGAACCCUCUUUUGAACGUUUUGUUGGCCUUUUGAACGUCUGAGUUAGAGAGGACUUUUUGUGCUGGUAGCGCUGCAGAUUUAAGGAGAUAAACAUCUGAGGGAGAAAAUGUAUAGUCUCUAAUUAUGUGCGGUGCAUCGUCGAAUAUGAGUUGGAAAUGUCUCGGCAUGCAGCCUGUCUUUGUUAAGAUUCUAAUAUACGGCAAGUGAACGUCAUGGGCCAUCAAUCUGGGAGGUCUUAAAGCGCUUUAUAAAAUAGAAGAUUUUCAUUGAUAUAUUUCACACCGUUUAGUCUUCAAACUCCAAGCAGUAGACCAGAAGGAUCUGUGACAAUUCGAUUUUGGAUAUCUAGAUAUAUAUUUCACCAAUGACACCAAAAGCUGCAGCAAGUAAAUAGACACCAUCAAUAUUGUGUUAAGAGUUAAGAGAAGUUCAUGUUUUUCAUCAUUUGAAAAUGAUUAGCCAACCUUGAGUGAAUUCACGUGAAACUGGCCCAGAAUCACCAUUUUCCGCACAGGCAGAAUGAUGACGAAGCUUACAUCAACAGAAUAACCCAAAGGAAGAAUAUUGCCAAAAGGUCCAAAAGUAGUGAUUGAAUAAAUGGAGACGUUUAUUGAUGUAAAGUAAAGGUACAGUGAAAUGCAUGUUAAUUCAUUGUGAUGACCCUUGGCUCGGCCUUAUAGUGACCACUUUGAGUUGUGUCCACUUGUUGACUAUAAAGGAAGAGGGCAGAAGUGUUGAGACACAAGUUUCAGAGUCCCAGUUUUGGCCUUCACAGAAUACCUCUGAAAAAUAGAUGAGAAACCUCCAAGUGACUGAAUCUGGUUGAAUCUUCAUGAAGGAGGUCAGGUAGUAGCGGACUCACACUGUUUGAAGGCAGGGGCGAAAAAAUAAAAAGGGCACAUUCUGCACAACAUGGGGCCCCACCAAGUGUGCAAAAAGCUAUGAUGCAUCACGUAUGGCACUUUCUCUCGUAUUCACCACUCUGUAAGGGCAUUAAGAGGGCACUCAUUGAGGCACGUUAUCGAAUUAUCUUGUUGUAGAAGGCUCAUCAUCAUAAUUUAUUGUAUGAAGGGGCACCAGAGGGCACCCAAUAAUUCUUUUCACAUGUAAAGGGCAGCCAAUAAGGCACUUUUCUCUCUCGCCACUCUUGAGGGCACUAUUUCAACCAUGGAGGCCCCCCCCCCCCCCCCUGAGUCCGCCACUGAGGUCAGGAAUAGAAUCGGCACUGAGUUGACUGUUCUCUUUCCACAUUGGGCACCGGAAAUCCUUAUUUGAUGGCAGUCGAUAGAUUUAGAUCAUAUCCUGCUUUAUUUAGAGCAGAGUUGGAAGAGUUAGUUUAGUUGCCUGUGGUUUCGUUCUCCCUGUUUGGACGCCUCAAGCUCAUGAAACAGAAGAGAUAAUCGAUUGAAGCGGACAAAACAAAGUUACACCCUACUGUCACCAUCCUGCUGUGUAGAAGUAGUGUGCUCAUUAUAAAUAACAACAUCCCACUGUUAUUCGAUUAUAACAUAAAAAAAAAUGAUAUUGUACAUAUUUAUGUCUGAUAGACAAUCCUAUGUUAAAUGUUUGAAUAAGAUCCACCCAUUCAAUUGAUUUGAACCUUGUGUAGUGGAUGCAGCCAGGAACAGAACUGCAACUAACAGAGUGCAUGUAGGUACAGUAGCAUAACCACGGUAUUGAUGACGCUGCAGGAGCUUAGUUUCUCACUACUGAAUAUCUGUUUUUCUGCCGGUACCUGUAGGGAGUGUUCUCUAGUGACCCACGUGUCUAUUUCCUGCGUAGUGCCUGACCUUUUGCGUGGAUAUAUAUAGAGCAUAAUUUGCUUAUAUUGUAGCAACCAGAAGCAUUCUGCUUUGUCAUGUCCCACUACGACCACAUCCAGAAGGGCCAUUUAUUUAUCUUUACUGCUGACGGUGUGAUUUGAAUAGAUUUAGUGUGCUUCGGGUAGAAAACAAAAAAAAAAAACUCUUGAAAUGCCUCUUUUUGUUAGUUACUGCACGUAAAAAAAAAAAAGACGGCUUGAAAUGUAGCCAAUUUCAGUUGAAUAAUGUUUGGUGAUCAAAAUGACACACUGUAAUUGAUAUACAAUAAAGGAUCGGAUUCCUAAUUGUUCUGAUACUCGUCGGGUUCCCGUCAGUCAUUCAUCGGCCUAACAAUAAUAAUCAGAAUCAACGCAGCAAGACCGGACGCAUGUAGACUCCAAUAUGUUGGACUUCAAUAUUUUUUACCAUUCUUUAAAUACAGUCAUUGGUCAUAGGCUAGCCCAACGUUGCAUAUAGUUAGUGAAAACCAUGUCCCGAUGGGUUUGACAUGAGGCGCCAGUGAUCCAGCAGGUGGUGGUGUGGUGUCGACCAGGAGCCCGUAACUAAGCGCUACUGAAGCGCAGCUGCCUGCAACUCUCCUCCAGCCUCAGACCGUCUGGCUACUGCUACUGAUGCUGCUGCAGUCUGCAUCCCGGAUAAAACCCGUCCCAAGUCAUGUAGUUAUUACUUAGUACAUCACCAUUGACAAAAGAAGACAAAUCCACUGGCCGUUGAAGUUUGAAGCGUUCAAAGCAGCCGGGGGUAAAACAGCGGCUGCCUCUGGUCUGGUUAGGAUACUGGUCCACCGGGUAAUGGACGAGCACACUGAUCCACAGGGUCCUCAGCAUCUCGGAUGUUUUUACGCGGUCCUUCCAGUCAAAAAGACUCAAGUGACCGAAAAAAAUAAGACGUCUACCGGUUUAGUUUAUGUGCGCUAGAUUGCCAAACUGCUGCAGGUAUAGCCACUCAGCACUUUGCAGUGCAGGAUUCCCGUGCAGAGGAGAGCAGACCGGAGCACGGACACUUUCACCGGGCAGCAGCAGACCAGAGCACCGACACUUUCACCGGGCAGCAGCAGCCAGCAGACACCCGCCAAAUCCAGUCCAUCUGUCUGGUGGAACGGAAAUUGAACUCUUGUUUCACUUGAGAAAUGUGAAAGGAAGUCUCAAUGACCUUGUAAGAUGUUUUCACACCACAGAGAAAGGGAGCAGCCGUUCUUCAGCGCCCGGGCCCAUGUGUUCCAGAUCGACCCGAGCACCAAGAGGAACUGGAUCCCUGCCAGCAAGCAUGCCGUCACCGUGUCCUUCUUCUACGACGCCAACCGCAACGUGUACCGCAUCAUCAGUGUGGGCGGGACCAAGGCCAUCAUCAACUGCAGCAUCACACCCAGCAUGACGUUCACCAAGACGUCCCAGAAGUUUGGGCAGUGGGCGGACAGCCGGGCCAACACGGUGUACGGCCUGGGCUUCGCCACCGAGCAGCAGCUGCACCAGUUCUCUGAGAAGUUUAAGGAGGUGAAGGACGCGGCACGCCUGGCCCGCGAUAAGUCUCAGGACAAGGAGCUGGCCAACACCGCGCUCAGCAUCGCCGCCCCGCAGUACUCACAGGACCUCUCUGAUGAGCUGCAGUCGCCACCGGUGAUGUGCAUCAACGGGCCCGAGGACAAGCUGUUCCGCAGCCAGAGUGCCGACAUCACCUUGUCCUCCGAGAAGGAGCGCAUCAAGAAGAUGCUCUCCGAAGGGUCAAUCUGUGAGAUGAAUCUGGAGGCUGAGCUUUUCACACUGCAGGACAGCAACAACAAGCUGGUGGCGGCUCUGCACGAGGCUAACGCUAACGUUGAGCAGUGGAAGAAACAGCUCGCGGCCUAUCAGGAGGAAACAGAGAGGCUACGCGACCAGGUGUCAGAGUUGGAGACGCAUGGGGGCCACGGCCCCAGCGACCUACUGAAAGACGAGCUCACCCAGUCCCUGGAGGAGCUGGAGGCCCUGCUGAAGGCCAAGGAUGAGGAAAUUCACAUCUUGCAGAACAAGAAACUGGAGUACCAUGAGAUGGAACGUGACCGGGAUGAAGCCAUGCACAGACUGCAGGAAAUGGAAAUGCGCAACUCAGAUCUGGAGAGGCGCGUCCAGAACUCUGAGCAGAAUCUUAACAACUCUCUUGAGGAGCGGGACCGCACGGACAACGAGAUCCAGAGAUCCAUCGAGAUCCUGGACAUAAAGAUCUUUGACCUCAACGACCUGCGACAGAGCCUGGUGAAGCUCAUCGAUAAAUGAGCUUGGUAGAGCAGGCCACAAAUGCACUGCUGUGGAGGUGGGACGGGAGACAAGCGAAAGGAAGGGGAAAUUAGCAAUAGGCUCAUGUUAGUGUCAUGUUAAGCAAUACAGGAAAAGACAAAAGAGAAAUGACCCAGAUGGAGCUCGUCCUGCACCGUCUCAAGCCCAGGACCCCCCGUCUGAUCUGGACAGCUGGUCUCGGCCUCUGUUGUGCCACAGUGUCUCUACCGUCACCUCUAAGCUUGUUAAGCCACCAACAUGUUGGGGUGGAAAACUGCUGUUUGUCUCAAUGUUUUGCUUAUCGCUGGCAUCCCUUUUUUCAAGAGUAACGUUCAAUACAAUAACUAACUUUUAAGUGCUACACAGUGUUAGACACUUAUUGUCAAGAACUGGUGCUUGUAGUGUUUCAUACUUUUUAGGGGACAUGUUUUUUUUAUAGUUAAGAAUGGGUUGUCCAGGUGAAAGCUUUAGCAUCCGUGGUGUGUGUUUGAGUAGAAAGGAAGGAACAGUUGGUUAAAGAAUUUAAUCUGACUCAGCAUGCAUAGCCCAUAAGGUGUAUAAUAGCCCAUGCUUGAAUACUGCAAUAAGGUCGGCAUUCAGUGUUCAGUAUUAUCAGUAAAAAACAAUAUAUAUAUACAUUUAUUUGGAUGUAUAACAAUAUCUUCAGUUACACAAACACAUACACACACACACAGUAGUGUGUGUGUGUAUCCAAUGUCAAGGAUGUCUUCAUGGGUUGGCAUGCUACUAGGAUAAUGUAUAACAAGUAAAAGCAGUAUUUGCAAGUGAUUCAUCUGCACAAAAGUUCUAGAAACCAAAGAUCAGGUCCUUUGAAGAGCACAUCGUUGAGUCAUGAGGAGUUUUAGCUGAAGCUUGAAGCCUGAUUUCACAUUCUUGUUUAGGUUCAUGGGAACUGAUAAUAUUCUAAGAUUAGUACAUAACUCUUGAAAAGUAAACCUGCUUGUGAAUAGUUUAGAGACAUGGAAAUAUAUUUCAAACAUUUUAAGUUAAUGCGAAUAUAGCUGUUAUAUGCUGACGGUUUGAAACAUUUGAAAACACUUUUACUCAAUAAUGAAAUUGCUACCGAAUAUUCUGCUAGUCGAAAUCAUCGAUAUAAAGACAGCUUUCAUAUUGUGUGAUGCAAAGAUUGUGUUGUUUAACAUAGUCUCUGGGCUAUGUUUAUAUGUUUAACAAGCCUUUAUUCUGAAACUGUUUUACAGUUAUAGUGUCAGCUUCUGGUAUUUUGCACUGGACUGGGAAAUAAAAGCUAAAACCACAACUCAA
This is a messenger RNA of Gadus morhua (Atlantic cod), 5507 nucleotides long. Its product is annotated as homer protein homolog 3. Gene Ontology annotation, molecular function: G protein-coupled glutamate receptor binding. The record is from RefSeq and is a predicted model, not a curated record. Gene Ontology annotation, biological process: G protein-coupled glutamate receptor signaling pathway. Bases 3132 to 4223 code for a protein of 363 amino acids. The transcript has 11 exons. NCBI's taxonomy places the organism in Eukaryota, Metazoa, Chordata, Actinopteri, Gadiformes, Gadidae.